AUGGCACCUAUUUCUUUUCAUAGUUUCAGCUUUUUUUUCCUUUCUUCUCUGUCCCCUCUUUCCCUGCUUUCUUCUUUGUCGUUUCUUUGUCUCCUCUUUCUUUUCUUUCAUUUUUUCACUCUUUGCUCUUUUUCAUUUUUUCCAUUCUUUCUUCCAUUUCUACUCUUUGCUCUUUCUUUCUUUCCACACUUUUUUCUCUUUCAUUGUUUACACAGAUUCUUCUCUUUCAUUCUUUCCUCUCUUUCUUUCCUUCCUUUCUUUUCUUCCAUUCUUUUCUCUUUUUCAUUCUUUCCUUUCAUUCUUUCUUCUCAUUCUUCUCUUUCCUCUCUUUCAUUCUUUUCUCACUUUCUUCUCUUUCAUCCAUUUUCUUUCAUUUUUUUUCUAAUCUUCUCUUUAAUUUAUCCUCUUUCUUUUCUUUCAUUCUUUUUUUCUCUUUCAUUCUUUUCCUUCUUUCCUCUCUAUAUUCAUUUGCAUUUAUUCCUCCUUUUCUUUCAUUCUUCUCUUUCUUCUCUUUUAUUCAUUCAUCUCUUCUCUUUUCUUCAUUCAUCUUUCUUCUGUUUCAUUUUUUCCACUCUUUCUUCUCUUUCAUUCUUUCCUCUCUUUCUUUUCUUUCAUUUUUCCCUCUCUUUCUUUUCUUUCAUUCUUUGCUCUCUUUCUUCUCUUUCAUUCUUUCUUCUCUUUCAUUCAUUCCUCUUUCAUUUUUCGCUUUCUUCUCUUUUAUUCAUUUCUCUAUUUCUUUUGUUUCAUUCUUUCCCUUCUUUCCUCUCUCUUCUUUUUCAUUCUUUCCUCCCUUUCUUUCCUUUCACUCUCUCUUCUCUUUCUCUUUCAUUCUUCCCUCUCUUUCUUUUCUUUCAUUUUUCCCUCUCUUUCUUUCCCCUCUGUCUUCUCUUUCAUUCUUUCCUCCUUUUAUUUCCUUUCAUUUUUUCUUCUCUUUCAUUCUUUCCUCUCUUUUUUUGUUUCUUACUUCUUAAUUUUGACUCAUUUUAUUAUUUUCCCUUGCAUUUCUCAUCUGUUUUUCUUUCUUUCUUCAGAACUUUGCCCAUCUUUGCCCUUUCCUUUUUUUUUUUCUUCAGAUCUUUGCCCUUUCCUUUUUUUUUUUUCAGAUCUUUGCCCUUUCCUUUUUUUUUUCUUCAGAUCUUUGCCCUUUCCUUUUUUUUUUCUUCAGAUCUUUGCCCUUUCCUUUUUUUUUUUUUUCUUCAGAUCUUUUCCUUUUUUUUUUUCUUCAGAUCUUUGCCCUUUUUUUUUUUUUUUUCAGAUCUUUGCCCUUUUUUUUUUUUUUUCUCAGAUCUUUGCCCUUUGCUUUUUUUUUUUUUUUUCAGAUCUUUGCCCUUUGCUUUUUUUUUUUUUUCAGAUCUUUGCCCUUUUGCUUUUUUUUUUUUUUUCAGAUCUUUUGCCUUUUUUUUUUUUUUCUUCAGAUCUUUGCCCUUUCCUUAUUUUUUUUUUUCUUCAGAUCUUUGCCUGUUCCUUUAUUUUUUUUUCUUCAGAUCUUUGGCCUUUCCUUAUUUUUUUUUUUCAGAUCUUUGCCCUUUGCUUUUUUUUUUUUUUUUCAGAUCUUUGCCCUUUCCUUAUUUUUUUUUUCAUAUCUUUGCUUUCCCCCUUUUUUUUUUUUUUUCUUCAUAUCUUUGCCCUUUUUUUUUUUUUUUUCUUCAGAUCUUUGCCCUUUGCUUUUUUUUCUUCAGAUCUUUGCCCUUUGCUUUUUUUUUCUUCAGAUCUUUGCCCUUUGCUUUUUUUUUUUUUUCAGAUCUUUGCCCUUUGCUUUUUUUUUUCUUCAGAUCUUUGCCCCUUUCCUUUUUUUUUUCUUCAGAUCUUUUUUUUUUUUUUUUUUUUUUUUCAGAUCUUUGCCCUUUCCUUUAUUUUUUUCUUCAGAUCUUUGCCCUUUCCUUAUUUUUUUUUUUCUUCAGAUCUUUUUUCCUUUCCUUUUUUUCUUCAGAUCUGUGCCCUUUCCUUUUUUUUUUUUCUUCAGAUCUUUGCCCUUUCCUUAUUUUUUUUCUCUUAUCUUUUUGCUCUUUCCUUAUUUUUUUUUCAUAUCUUUUUUGCUCUUUCCUUAUUUUUUUUUCUUCAUAUCUUUGCCCUUUCCUUUUUUUUUUUUUUCAGAUCUUUUGCCUUUUUUUUUUUUUUUUUUUCUUCAGAUCUUUGCCCUUUCCUUAUUUUUUUUUUCUUCAGAUCUUUGCCCUUUCCUUAUUUUUUUCUUCAGAUCUUUGCCCUUUCCUUAUUUUUUUCUUCAGAUCUUUGCCCUUUCCUUUUUUUUUCUUCAGAUCUUUGCCCUUUGCUUUUUUCUUUGUUUCUUUCUUUUUGCUGUUAAUUUUUUCCUAUCUGUAUCAUCUUUUAAUCUUAUUCCUCCAAUUUCAGUGUCUUUAA
Messenger RNA from Acanthosepion pharaonis, 2358 nucleotides. The record is from the annotation of a GenBank genome assembly. Lineage: Eukaryota; Metazoa; Mollusca; Cephalopoda; Sepiida; Sepiidae.